Messenger RNA from Nelumbo nucifera (sacred lotus), 714 nucleotides. NCBI's taxonomy places the organism in Eukaryota, Viridiplantae, Streptophyta, Magnoliopsida, Proteales, Nelumbonaceae. The record is from RefSeq and is a predicted model, not a curated record.
AUGGUUGUGUCUGUAGUCAAACAGUGGGCAAUUCAUCAGAUGGAUGUCAAGAAUGCUUUUCUCCAUGGGGAAUUGAAAGAGACAGUUUACAUGAAGCCUCCUUUGGGAUAUUGUACAGAUCUGCAGCUUUGGAAGCAAGGAGUAACGAUAUUACUCUUUUAUGUUGAUGAUAUACUUAUUACAGAGGAUGACAUAGAAGGAAUUUCUAGGCUACAACAAUUACUCAGUGAAUCCUUCAAGAUGAAGGACUUGGGACCGUUGACAUAUUUCUUAGGCCUUGAGGUGAAUAGAAAUUCUCGUGGCUACUUUGUUAAUCAACAGAAGUAUGCGGCUGAUCUGGUUAAACUGGCAAAUCUUAGUGAUUAUAAGAUUGUGGACACUCCACUAGAACUGAAUUUGAAACCCAGCAAAGAUGAUGGGUCUCCCCUUGAAGAUACUACCCUUUAUCGUCAACUAGUGGGCAGUUUAAUCUAUCUCACCAUGACUCAGUCGAGCAUAUUUUAUGCAGUUCAGAUAGUAAGUCAGUUUGUGUCUUCUCCGAGACAACCAUGUUUAUCUGCAGUUCAUUGGAUUAUAAGAUAUGUACGGGGCACACUGCCACAUGGGAUAUUCUUCUCCUCAUCAUCUCCCAUUCAUCUUAUGGCCUAUGCAGAUGCUGAUUGGGCUGGAUGCCCUGACACCGACGGUCCACAACUGGCUGGUGUGUCUUCCUAG